CUGUCGGCCGCGCGCGCGGUGGGCGCCGCGUUGGAGGAACGCGGCUGCGGAGCGGAGCUGGUGGACGCGGCCACGCUCGGCGGCCGGCGCACGGAGAGCUUCUACAUCUCCUCCUGGGACUGGAUCCUGCGCUAUCGCCGCGUCGGCCAGUUGGCCUUCGCCGGCGACUCGGCCUUUCCGGGGCUCAGCCGGAUGGUGAACCGCCUGGCCGCAUCGGAAGCGGUUCCCAAAGCGCGUGAGCUGCUCGACACGCGCCGGCCGGCGGUGGUGCUGGCAACCCAUUGGGGCACCGCCCAUGUUUUCGCGCUCGCCCGGCGCAAGGCCCGCCACCGGCCGCCGCUGUUCUACGUGUUUACGGAGUUGGGAGGACCCCAUCAUCUGCUGGCAUGCGGCGCCGACCGCUACUUCGUCAUGGGCGACGCGGCGGCCGCCGCGGUACGCGACUCCGGCGUGGCCGUGUCGCGCAUCGAACUGGUGGCGCCCAUUGCGCACAAGCGAUUCCUGGAGGUGCCGGAUCGCGCGGAGGCGAGGCGCCGCCUGCAGCUCGACCAACGCCGUCCGGUGGUCUUCUACGGCCUGGGCGGCGCCGGAAUCGGCGACGCCGAGGCAUUCGUGCAGGCGUGCACGCGUGCGGUGCCGGACGCCGUGGUGAUGGUCGCUACCGGCCGCAACACCGCGCUGCGGCGCCAUCUUGCGCAGCGGUUCGCCGGCGACGGAGUGAUUCCGUUGCCGUUUCGAGACGACAUGGAGGUGCUGCUGGCGGCUGCCGAUGUGGCCGCCGGGAAGUGCGGGAUUCUCUUCACGCUGGAGGUGAUAGCGGCCCGCCGGCCGUUCGUGAUCACGCAGGUGGGUGCCCCCAACGAGCGUCACAGCCGCAAUUUCGUCGUCCGCAACGGCUAUGGAUGGUACGCACCGUCGGCGCGUGAAUUCGCACACACGGUUCGGCGCGCGCUGGUCGACGGCGAGGUGGCGUCCGCCCGGCGGGCGCUGGCCAAGGCUCCCAAGCCGACCGGUGCCGGCGAGGUAGCCGAGGCGGUGAUCGCGGCGGUGGCCGAAACGCGUUGA
This is a messenger RNA of Geodia barretti, 1065 nucleotides long. The record is from the annotation of a GenBank genome assembly. Lineage: Eukaryota; Metazoa; Porifera; Demospongiae; Tetractinellida; Geodiidae.